This is a messenger RNA of Aspergillus uvarum CBS 121591, 1722 nucleotides long. It is a transcript of the gene mirD, whose product is annotated as putative MFS siderophore iron transporter. The record is from RefSeq and is a predicted model, not a curated record. Gene Ontology annotation, molecular function: transmembrane transporter activity. Bases 1 to 1722 code for a protein of 573 amino acids. Gene Ontology annotation, biological process: transmembrane transport. Lineage: Eukaryota; Fungi; Ascomycota; Eurotiomycetes; Eurotiales; Aspergillaceae. The transcript has 4 exons.
AUGGCCCUGGACAAUAAGAGCCGUCCCCCUCAGGUCGAUGAGGACCCUCUUCCCAUCGAGCACGAGGUUUCCCCAGACCCGUCACUUCAGAACCAGGAUCAACAGGAUGGUGUUCGCGUUGCGGAGGCGGUCACGGCUGUGUGGUCCAAGAAGGCUCUCUAUUUCUCCUAUGGGUGCAUGUGGAUGCUCUACUUUGUCAGUGGGCUGAACAACAAUCUCACCGCCAAUCUGUCGGCCUACAUCACCAGUGACUUCUCGGCACAUUCACUGUUGACGGUCAUUAGCAUCGUCACCAGUGUCAUGGGUGCUGCGUGCUUGCUGCCAAUUGCCAAGGUGCUGAACCUGUGGGAUCGGACGGUCGGUCUGGGCAUCAUGGUUCUCAUUGCGAUGAUGGGUCUGAUUAUGAUGGCGGGCUGCAACAAUAUUGCAACCUACUGUGCUGCGCAGGCCUUCUACACGGUCGGCUUCACCGGCGUGAUUUUCUGCGUGGACGUCCUCACCUCCGACACCUCCUCUCUACGCAAUCGUGGUAUCGCUUUCGGCUUCACCUCCUCGCCGUACAUCAUCACGGCCUUCGCCGGCGCACCGCUCUCGAACCAGUUCCACGAGACCGACUGGCGCUGGGCGUACGGAACCGUCUGCAUCCUGUUGCCCGUCGUUGCCCUCCCGUUGAUUUUGACCUGGGAGAUGGCCAAGCGCAAGGCUGACAAGGAGGGUCGGCUGCAAUACAAGCCCCGCAGCACGCGCACCUGGUGGCAAAGCAUCUGGUUCUACAUUAUAGAGUUCGAUGUUGGCGGCAUCAUCCUCAUGAUCGGCGGUCUGAUCCUCUUCCUGACCUCAUUCAACAUCGCCGGCAACACCGAGGAGGAGUGGAAAUCGCCCAAGAUCAUCGCGAUGAUGGUCGUGGGCUUCUGCGUGCUGCUGCUGUUCAUCGUCUACGAGCGCUGGGGCGCGCCCAAGCCGUUCAUCCCGUACCACCUCCUGACCAACCGCACCGUCAUCGGGGCGUGCCUGCUGAGCACGACCUAUCAGAUCUCGUACUACUGCUGGGCGAGCUACUACACCUCGUUCCUGCAGGUGGUGUACAACACGAGUCUGACGCAAGCGGGCUACAUCAGCUCAAUCUUUGAUCUGAUGGACCCGAUCUGGCUGAUCGGGUGCGGAUACCUGAUCCGGGUGACGGGCCGAUUCAAGUGGCUGCUGCUGUGGGCAGUCCCCCUCUACCUGCUGGCCAGCGGGCUGAUGAUCUACUUCCGCACCCCCGACCACUCCGUCGGCUACAUGUGCAUGUGCCAGAUUUUCUUAGCGGUCGGCGGCGGCACCCUGAUCCUCAUUGAGCAGGUCGCCGUCCUGGCCGCCUCCUCCCACGAGGAGUACGCCGCCAUGCUGGCCCUGCUUAGCACCUUCGGGAAUGUCGGCGGCGCCGUCGGCAGCAGCGUCUCCGGCGCCAUCUGGACCAACACCCUGCCCCAGAAGCUGCGCCAGUACCUUCCUGCUGACACCCUCGACCAGUGGGAGGAGAUCUAUGAGUCCCUCGACGUCCAGCUUUCCUAUCCUGUCGGCUCCGAGACCCGCAUCGCUAUCCAGAAUGCCUACGCCUCCAGUCAGCGCAAUAUGAUGAUCACUGGUACGGCGCUGAUGGGGCUGUCCAUCGCUUGGGUGCUGAUGAUCAAGAAUAUCAAGAUCAAGGAGAACAAGGACGUCUCCAAGGUGCUGUUCUAG